Penicillium daleae is the source of this 417-nucleotide messenger RNA. Its product is annotated as DNA-directed RNA polymerase core subunit RPC19. Gene Ontology annotation, molecular function: DNA binding; protein dimerization activity; DNA-directed RNA polymerase activity. Gene Ontology annotation, cellular component: RNA polymerase III complex; RNA polymerase I complex. Lineage: Eukaryota; Fungi; Ascomycota; Eurotiomycetes; Eurotiales; Aspergillaceae. The coding region runs from base 1 to 417 and encodes 138 amino acids. The record is from RefSeq and is a predicted model, not a curated record. The transcript is spliced from 4 exons. Gene Ontology annotation, biological process: DNA-templated transcription.
AUGCCUGCCUCCGUUCACUCGCAAGACUCCGAGGAGCACGAUCAGUCCAUGAUGGACGUCGAGGCCGAGCAGCCCGUCAACCCCAUCCUGCUGGAUGAGAAGCGCAUCGUUGUGCUGCCCGGUUCCUCCGACACCGCUGCCUCGUUCCAGUUUGAGGGCGAGGGUCACACUCUGGGCAACGCCCUCCGUUACGCUAUCAUGAAGAACCCUGCUGUCGAGUUCUGCGGCUACACCAUCCCCCAUCCUUCCGACGCCAAGAUGCACGUUCGCAUUCAGACUAACGAUACCACGACCGCCCUCGAAGCUCUGGAGAAGGGCUUCAACGACCUGAUGGACCUGUGCGACGUCGUCACCGACAAAUUCACCGCUGCUCUUGACCAGUACAAGGAGGAUCAGGUCAACCGGAUGGAGGGUUGA